AUGGAUGACAGUAGUCUCAAACUAUCUUAUCAUGGAAGAGCCUCCAAAAAGUGCUCAGCUAACUUUUCUCCAGAAAAAUUGACUUUGUCAGGAAACUUUAGUCAAAAACACAGGGAAUUUGAUAUUUCCACUCCUUUGAGAAGAGCAAGCAUGAGACAAGACAUACUGGAUCUUGUUGCACGGAAGACUGAGUCCAGGAUGAUUGAGGAAAAGAGUUUUGAUGACAACCCAAUAUAUGAGGAUCCCAGAGAUGUAAUUGGACAGAAACCUGCUAAGCCUGCAAGAAAACGUAACAUCCAAGGAAUAGCUGUUACAUCUCCCCGAGGUUCUAAAGAAGGCAAGUCUCUUCUUAAAGAACAGAAGAGGAAACUUACCAAGAAAUAUGAGCAGCUUAUAAAUUCCUUGAUGGAGAGGUGUGAAAAGAAUGUUGUGCAGCUAUCAGAAAAAGACACGCAAUUAUCAAAACUAAAAGAGAAGUUGAAAGCUGUCUUGGAAUACAACAAGUUAUUCGCAGAAGAAAACGAUCAGUUAAGAAGUCAAUACGACACACUUGUCAAAUAUGCCGAAGAAUGUAAGAAAGUCAUUAGAGAAGAGAGAGAGAAGAAUAAAGAAUUAGAGAAGAAAGGAAAAGAGAUGGAAGAAAAAAUAAAACAGUAUGAGCUGCCCGAUAGAGAACACGAGCCGCCUACAGCAAUCCCCCUAGUACAAGUAUGUAUGAGCUGCAGCAGCCGUCAGAUCAUUGUCAACCAAGCGAGGGAACAUAACGCUAGAUUACAGAAAGAUAUGCAGGCACUUAAAGAUGUGCUGUAUAGACUAAAUGUGCAGCUGUCUCGUUACCAAGAAAAGCUUCGUCAGAAUAUUCAAUCAAUGGCUGGUGAUAAAGGCGAGCAAGUUUACAAACUACCGGACAACAAAUAUGAUGCUUUGGACUCUCUCCUCACUGCCAGCUUAGGAUAUAAAGGACAAGAUAAUGUGAGUGCAGAAGAUGGACAAACACUAAAACCUGAUGAUCUUUCUCAUACAAGCCGAACAGUUGAUCUAUCGGGAUUGUUGAGUGCUCAAGCUCUAGCACCACUCUUCGACGCUUAUCAAGAGAAUCUACAAGAAAAAGACAGCCUUAUUCAAGAUUAUGAAAAGCAAUUCGAAAACAUCAAUAAAAAGUCUAAACAAAUUGUCGCCGAAAACAAAACAUUGACAGAAAGAGUGAAGGCGUUGGAAGACGAGUUGGCACAUGUAAGGCAGAGUCAGAAGAAGCUGGCGGUGGGGAAAGAAACUGCAGAUAUUGAAAAGAAAACGUUUGCUGAAAGGGCUGAAAGAGCUGAGUCUAAACUGAAGGAGGUUUACGAAUUGUAUGAAGAUAAAAUGGCAGCAAUGAUGCGUGACUACGAAACCAUCCACCGGGAAUACUUUAGCGUAAAGAGCGCACUAGAAAUAUCGGAAACCAAGUUGGCGCAGCUCGACGCUAUGCGAUCGCGUACUGUGCCCGCUGACAUGCACGAGAGAAGACUCGACCAUUGCAAAAGAUUACUAGAAGAGCUUAAACAUCAGUACGGCAUGGAGACAGAUCGCAAGAGUGAACAAGUCACCAAGCUGCAAGAGCAAUUGCGUAUUUUAGAAGAAAAGUAUGCCAAAGCUUGCCAAGAGAAUGAAAAUAUGAAAGAAGAGUUGGAAAAGGCAUUAAAGAAUGUCAGGUUGUACCGCAAGGCGGCGGUGAUCUUCCGCCAGCGGCUGAAGGCGGCGGCGGCGCGCGCGCUGCGCGUGCGCACGAGCGCGCGGCGCGGGCGACACAACAACGAGCCGCUGCGGCUCGCCCUGCACGCGCUCGACAAGAUCAAACAUGAAAUUAAGGCUGUAAAAUCUCGAGCUUACUCUUCCCUAGAAGAACUGGAACGUCGUAUAGUAGAGCAAGAGAAACGAGCGGCCCUGGCUCACUCGGAGUACCGCCGCGAACUGGAACGCGCCUCCCUCGCCCUGGAACACAAGGAGGCCAUUAUACGUAGCCUUAUCGAUAAGGUGGCUGAUGUGGAAGAAGUUAGAUUAAGUCAAACAAACACUCAUCGGCUCCAGGGAAUCGUGACCGAUUCGUCCCCCGAGAGAACCUCGUCGAAUCCAGAACGCAAUCAAGGGAGUAAACAGCCGAUAAAAUUGGUACCUGGUCAUGGAGGAUACUUUCACGAGAAGGAUGGAAAGGGUAUCAAGAAGAGAUCUGAUAAAUGA
Molecule: messenger RNA, 2217 nt
Organism: Arctia plantaginis
Lineage: Eukaryota; Metazoa; Arthropoda; Insecta; Lepidoptera; Erebidae
Source: the annotation of a GenBank genome assembly